Molecule: messenger RNA, 2820 nt
Organism: Diplodia corticola
Lineage: Eukaryota; Fungi; Ascomycota; Dothideomycetes; Botryosphaeriales; Botryosphaeriaceae
Product: carnitine acetyl transferase
Exons: 2
Coding region: 1-2820 (939 amino acids)
Biological process (GO): carnitine metabolic process
Cellular component (GO): mitochondrion
Molecular function (GO): carnitine O-acetyltransferase activity
Source: RefSeq, a predicted model, not a curated record
AUGCCAGUCCGAACCUUCCAAGCCCCCACCUCUUUGAACGGCACCCUCGCCAAAGACCCCGAAACCGUGAACGCUGUCAACGGCACCAACGGUUCCAACGGCACCAACGGGUCCGCCAUGUCCGACGCCGGCAGCGAGAACCAGCGUUCGGCCCAGGCCGCCAAGGACGCCACCAAUGACUUCCCCAAAGCUGAUCAGAACCCGCUCGGCACCGCGAGAAACCCAAACUCCAAGCCCGGCAUCACCUUCGCUGCCCAGGACAACCUGCCGAAGCUCCCCAUCCCGGAGCUUGAGUCGUCAUGCAACAAGUACCUUACUGCGCUCGAGCCUUUGCAGUCACCAAAAGAACACCAAGAGACCCGCGCCGCCAUACGCGACUUCUUGCAGAGUGACGGCCCAGAGCUCCAGGAGAAGCUGAAGAAGUAUGCCGCCGGCAAGUCAAACUACAUCGAGCAGUUCUGGUAUGACUCCUACCUGAACUUCGACAACCCCGUCGUCCUGAACUUGAACCCCUUCUUCCUACUGGAGGAUGAUCCGACGCCGGCCAGAAACAACCAGGUCACCCGCGCCGCCUCUCUGGUUGUGUCGGCCUUGUCUUUCGUGCGCGCUGUUCGGAAAGAGGAACUCCCCCCCGACACGGUGCGUGGCCAGCCACUUUGCAUGUACCAGUACUCUAGACUGUUCGGAACCGCCAGGAUACCCACGGAAAACGGCUGCCAGAUCGGCCAGGACCCGAGCGCAAAACAUGUUGUUGUGCUGUGCCAUGGCCAGUUCUACUGGUUCGACGUCCUGGACGACAAUUCCGACCUGAUCAUGACGGAGAAGGACAUCUCCCAGAAUCUCGAGGCAAUCGUCGAGGAUGCUGCACAGAUACCCAUUCAGGAUGCCGCAAAAGGAGCCCUCGGUGUCCUCAGCACAGAGAACAGGAAGAUCUGGUCUGGCCUCAGAGACGUCCUCCACAGAGACGAAGGAUCAAACAACUCGGACUGUCUGAACAUCGUCGACUCGGCCUUGUUCAUCCUCUGUCUGGAUUACACUGCGCCUACUACCGGUGCAGACCUUUGCAUGAACAUGCUGUGUGGUACUAGCAAGAUCGAGCGUGGCGUGCAAGUCGGCACUUGCACCAACAGAUGGUACGACAAGCUUCAGAUCAUCGUCUGCAAGAACGGCAGUGCCGGCAUCAACUUCGAGCAUACCGGUGUCGAUGGCCACACCGUCCUCCGCUUCGCUAGUGAUGUCUUUACCGACACCAUUCUUCGCUUUGCACGAACUAUCAACGGCCAAGCGCCCAGUCUGUGGGCUUCGAGCAGCCCUGACCCCUCGAAGCGCGACCCCGCAAGCUUUGGCGACGUCAGCACCACACCCCACAAGCUCGAGUGGGACAUGGUGCCCGAGCUGAGCACUGCCUUGCGCUUUGCUGAAACAAGGCUGGCCGAUCUCAUCCAGCAGAACGAGUUCCAGACGCUCGAGUUCAUGCACUACGGCAAGCACUUCAUGACGUCCAUGGGCUUCUCUCCCGACGCAUUUGUCCAGAUGGCAUUCCAAGCCGCAUACUACGGGCUCUACGGACGCAUGGAGUGUGUUUACGAGCCUGCCAUGACCAAAAUGUUCUUCCACGGACGAACGGAAGCCAUCAGGCCGGUAACCCCCGAGUCGGUCGAGUUCGUGCAGACUUUCUGGAACGACAACCCGGCGGCGGACAAGGUCGAGGCUCUGAGGCGAGCAUGUGAAAAGCAUACCGCCAUCACCAGGGAGUGCGCAAAGGCCCAAGGCCAAGACAGACACCUGUACGCACUUUACUGCAUUUGGCAGCGCCAGCUCGACGAGGAUGGUUCCUUUACCGACUACACAGACUCUCUUCGUGACUCGAGCGGCAGCCCGAUGGACUCUGAACAAGUUGUCGGCAGCCCGGGUCGUGAUUCGAUCCUUUCGGAAGGAGUCUCCAUCUCAACAGGGCCGGUCGGUCCGCCAGUCGAGCACAGGAUGCCAUCGCUCUUUGCCGACGCCGGCUGGGACCGUCUGAACACGACCAUCCUGUCGACGUCGAACUGUGGCAACCCAUCACUACGCCAGUUUGGUUUCGGACCUACGUCUGGUGACGGCUUCGGCAUAGGAUACAUCAUCAAAGACGGAACCAUCUCCAUCUGCGCCAGCUCCAAACACAGGCAGACUGCGCGCUUCAUCGACGCGAUAGAAGCAUACUUCCUCGAGAUUCGCAAACUCCUCCGCCAGACGCGGCGCCGUGGCGCAUCGGUGCAGAAGGGCGCCAGCCGCGCCCGUGAGGCCGAGGAGCACCACGAACAAUUGACGGCCAACCGCGCAAAGAACCGCGGCCGCAAGAUUAUCGGAGAGCCAAGCAGCAUAAAAGCCAGUGCCAACACGCCCACCACAGACAGCAUGGUGGGAGAAAGCGACGACGAAGGUCUUGGCGGAUGUGCGUCCCCCUCCUCCUCCUCCUUUUCCUCUUCCAAGUCUCACCCCCGUUCCUCCCCCGUUCUCUCCACUUCCACAAACACCUCUCCAUCCCCUUCUUCCUCCAAAACCCCUCCUUCCCCUCGCUCUACCUGCACCUGUAGCGAAGGGGGUGAAGGGAGCGAGGAGAAUGAUGUCGCCGCUGCCGUGAGGGAGCGCUCGUGCUCCUUCCACGACGGCCUGCCUACGCCACCACAUUCCCCGUUCCAAAGCCCGUUGAAGAAGGAGAUUGAAAGUUCGCCGCGUGUGUCGCUGCCGCCGGGCGUGCUCAAGCGGCCAGUAGCUGUCGUCAAGCGACGGCAGCACCCGCACUUUUGCACGUUGAAGUCUAGAACUUUAGACGUUUAG